AUGGGAGGCGCUAAAGACAUAGGAGGUGGCGCAAUUGGACUUCGAGUCCUCCACUUCUAUUCCUUUCGAUGCCACAGCCGUAAGCGAUCGCGCAGAUCAGACAGCUGCAAUACGUUGCACCGGUUCUCUUCUUUUGGAUGCCACGCCAGUAGCCAAUCGAUAGAGAAAACUAGCGUCACGUUUCAGGGGAUAUCAAAUAUCGGCGCUAAAAAUACCAAUUCUUUUUCAAAGUAG
Molecule: messenger RNA, 234 nt
Organism: Lactuca virosa
Lineage: Eukaryota; Viridiplantae; Streptophyta; Magnoliopsida; Asterales; Asteraceae
Source: the annotation of a GenBank genome assembly